AGCACAUACAACUUUCAGGUGCAAAGACAAGGCUCUCUGGUAGGACUUGGGUGUCCGAAUAAUACCUAAUUUGUGGUUAUAAUAAGUUAAAGUAUAAAAUUACUUUUAAAAAUUUUACAAUAUGAUAGGCACUUUAUUCUCCAGUGCAUGUCAAACAUUUCCGCGGCUUGCAUCGUUGAGUCCAAUAAUAACCAAUCCAUGGGGUCUUAUAUUGAGUAGAACUAGAAUGAGGUAUCAUUUUCCCCGUCCUAAUGAGCGUCGUCGUAUUAAACGACAUGGAUGGGAUACAAGGAUGUCAACUUUAAGUGGACGGAAAAUUCUUAUGAGAAGAAUAUUGAAAGGCAAAUACGUACUUAGUCAUUAAAUAUUGUAUUUUGAGUCAUUACUAAAUAAUUAUAUUGUUUUCUUAAAUAAAUAUAUUAGAAUACUAUA
Molecule: messenger RNA, 432 nt
Organism: Bombus impatiens (common eastern bumble bee)
Lineage: Eukaryota; Metazoa; Arthropoda; Insecta; Hymenoptera; Apidae
Gene: mRpL34
Product: 39S ribosomal protein L34, mitochondrial
Exons: 2
Coding region: 122-364 (80 amino acids)
Biological process (GO): translation
Cellular component (GO): ribosome; mitochondrial large ribosomal subunit
Molecular function (GO): structural constituent of ribosome
Source: RefSeq, a predicted model, not a curated record